Messenger RNA from Cyanistes caeruleus (blue tit), 1395 nucleotides. NCBI's taxonomy places the organism in Eukaryota, Metazoa, Chordata, Aves, Passeriformes, Paridae. The record is from RefSeq and is a predicted model, not a curated record.
AUGAUCCACACUGGGGAAUGGCCCUACAAGUGUGGGCAAUGUGGGAAGGGCGUCAGCUGCAACUCCCAACUCAUCCAUCACCAGCGCAUCCACACUGGGGAGAGGCCCUAUGAGUGUCCUGAGUGUGGGAAGAGGUUUCAGAGGAGCUCCACUCUCCUUGUACACCAGCGGAUUCACACGGAUGAGAGGCCCUUCCGCUGCCCUGACUGUGGGGAGGGCUUCAAGCACAACUCCAACCUCAUCACCCACCGGCGCAUCCACACUGGGGAGAGGCCCUACGAGUGUGGGGAAUGUGGGAAGAGUUUCAGCCAGAGCUCCAGCCUGAUCUGCCACCAGAGGAUCCACACUGGGGAACGGCCCUAUGUGUGUGGGGAAUGUGGGAUGACCUUCCGCCAGAGGUCCCUGCUGACCAUUCACCAGAUGAUCCACACUGGGGAGAGGCCCUAUGAGUGCUCCGAGUGUGGGAAGAGCUUUCAGACCAGCUCAAAUCUCCUCGUGCACCAGCGGAUUCACACGGAUGAGAGGCCCUUCCGCUGCCCUGACUGCAGGAAGGGCUUCAAGCACAACUCCAACCUCAUCACCCACCGGCGCAUCCACACUGGGGAGAGGCCCUACGAGUGUCCCCAGUGUGGGAAGAGCUUCUCCAGGAGCUCUGCCUUGAUCAAACACCAACAGAGGCACCGGUAAGGGAAGCCCUGUGAGUGCCCCAAGUGCAGGAAGAGCUUCGUGCGCUUCCCUGGCUCCAUCCCCCAUCAGAGGACCCACGUUGGGCAGAGCUCUGAUGACCCACAUUCCCAGUGAUCUGUGUUGGGAACACACUGGGCUGGUGGCCAUUUUAUUUUGGUUCUAUCUUUUGAUUCAUUUUCAUCCCUUUAAAACAGACAAAACUGGGGUAAAAGUCUGCAAAUUCAUCAAAGGCAUCUAAAGCCUCACUUUCUACUGCUUUAAGGGAAUCUGGGAUUAAAAGAGAUACUUGGGAGGACUUGGGGAUUGUGGUGCUAUCUGUUGUAGUUUUCUUCAUUUCUUGUCACUCAAAGAGAUGAGAGGGUUCAAUCUGUCACCUCAAAAGCACUCAAUGCCACUGAAUUCUACUCAUUCCCACCCAGAAUUCCUGGAUUCUACAGCCCCUCAGGGUGUGUUGCCUUAAGUUUUAGCUUUCAUCUUUCAUAUUCUGCACUGCCUGGGUUUACAGUUUGGAACUUCCUAUUAAGUGUUAGUGAGCUCUCUUCACAGAGUAGGUAGACAAAACAAUUCCUUUUCUAGCUUGAUACCAAGGGCAGUCGUUAGAAGUUUCAGGCCCAGAAGCAUGAACAAGGGUGGACUGAAGAGAGAAAACAAGAAGGAUGGGACUUCAUCAUCUGAAGCUGUAAUUGGACAGUGAACAGAUUGCAAUAU